AUGUCUUCCAAGGACAAACCCGUGAAUGACUUGGAAAAUUGGCUCCCCCUCGGAGAGGUGGGUCUUGUUGGAAUUUCGCCGGUGUUUAAGAAAAAACCGUUCAGUAUUCUUCAUCGAAAGCAAUUAAAGGACAAGAGAAUCGUUCUCAAUGUGAGUGGGAGGAAGUUUGAAACUUGGGACUAUACUCUGAAGAAAUACCCUACAACUCUAUUAGGAAGCAGUGACCGAGAAUCCUUUUACGACUCGCAGCGAAAAGAAUACUUCUUUGAGCGGGACCCUGGCUUUUUUCGUCACAUUUUGAACUAUUAUCGUUAUGGUAAACUUCAUUUUUCUCUGGAAGAAUGCGGCGAAUUUUACGAAGACGAGCUUGAUUUUUUUCGUAUUCCAACUGAUGCUUUGGGUUUGUGUUGUCUCGAGGAAUACCAUGACGCGAAUUCUGCUGUGUGUCGAAGAGAUUUGCCGUCAGAAGUUGAAGCGAUUCACCAUGAAUGUGUUCCUCAGCGUAGAACUUGCAGACAGCAACUCUGGUUGUUGUUUGAAAAUCCGCAAUCUUCAAAGACAGCUAAAGUUGUGUACUACAUAAUUGGAAUCGCCAUUAUUUUAAGCAUCGUUACAACCAUAACAGAGACGAUACCCUGCGGUGGAAGAACAUGUGGUGAAGAAUACAAGCAAGCUUUUCAAUACGUCGACGGCACUUGUGUUGUGGUCUUAACACUGGAGUAUUUACUUCGCUUGUUCGCUGCGCCUCACAGGUGCAAAUUCGUGAAAGAAUUUCAAAGUAUCGUAGAUCUUGCGGCGGUUAUUCCAUUCUACCUCGACAUUGGGUUAAAAAGCGCCGGUGAUUUCGAUGCCUUAACGAUUCUUCGUGUCUUCCGUGUAUUCCGCGUGUUUAAAAUGUCUCGGCAUUCCACCAGACUUCAAGCGCUAGGUUCAUCGAUAAAAAAUUCAUCCUCAGAGCUGGGAUUUAUUCUAUUUUCGUUUGGACUGGGUGUUAUUAUUUUUGCCACCGCUGUGUAUUAUGCUGAGAAAGAAGUCAAGGGCACAACUUUCUCUAGCAUCCCGGACAGUAUGUGGUAUGCUAUUGUUACUAUGACAACGACUGGGUAAGUCAGUGCUCUUUGUGGUUUGUUUGUAGGGCUAGAGAUGGGGAAGAACCUCUAAAAACAUCCUUGACUUUUCUUCACGAGUAAGAGAUAAUUUUGAUCAGGGAAUAAGUAAUUCGUUCGAUGAACUCCUUUUCAAUCUUUCUUUCAAGAUAAGUAUCACUGAACAACUGUUACAAAAAAAUGGGAGAACGAGCAGCAAUAAUUUCAAAAACUUUGGAAGCACGUACUUGUAAUUUUUGUUUGUGAGUCCAUCGUUAAAGAGUAGAUAUCGAUCAUCGAUUACCAAAUCGAAAUGCUAUCGUAGCUCAUCCGUUUGUUUCGGGAAGAUCUACACACAAUCGAUCGAAUGCUGCAAAUUUUGGUCACGUCACAUAUGGUGUGUUUUCGCCUCCGACGAAAAUACUAAAACAAAACGCUGAGGAGCCCAAAUAAAGUUAUCCCGGGAGACUAAAUAUCUUCAUUCAGGUCUGAAAUAAUAGCUUUAGAUCGAGCGAUUGCCUUUGAAAUAAGACCUUUCGUGAGAAAAGUCCCUUGGCUUUACUUUGUCCCGAUGGGAAUAAGCCUAAUAACUACAUCCUGUAUAAAUUAUGAGAAAUAUUAAAAGCUUUGAGAUGCGUGACGUUUACGACACAAGAUACACAAGGGCUCCUUACCAACUGCUUCAGGCGGACAUUAAGAGAAAAGAGUUUCGAUGAAUUUUGAAAAAUUGAGUUUUCGAAAUAUUCUUUUGAGAGAGUAGAAAUCGAGAAAUUUCAGAAUUAAUUUCUUCUGUUUUCCGUAAACUUUAUGCUAACAUCCUUAUGACUUACUUGUACUUCACUCAGUAGGAAGACUCUCCACGCGGCAUCAUUUUUAAAAUUGUGCGAAUUUCUUCCUUAACAGCUAUGGUGACAUGUCACCGGAGACAGCGAUUGGCCAGAUCAUGGGAAGCGUGUGUUGUUUAGUGGGCACCUUGGUCAUUGCGUUACCUGUGCCAAUCUUGGAGAUGAAAAUGAAACUAGUACAAAAAAAACCUAAUGGUGAAGAAAACAAUGAAGAACAAAAUAGCGGACAAGAUGGAGAAGCGUGA
Messenger RNA from Pocillopora meandrina, 2175 nucleotides. The record is from the annotation of a GenBank genome assembly. Lineage: Eukaryota; Metazoa; Cnidaria; Anthozoa; Scleractinia; Pocilloporidae.